This is a messenger RNA of Capsicum annuum, 1148 nucleotides long. Its product is annotated as nudix hydrolase 22, chloroplastic. The transcript has 4 exons. Gene Ontology annotation, molecular function: coenzyme A diphosphatase activity; acetyl-CoA hydrolase activity. Gene Ontology annotation, biological process: coenzyme A catabolic process. The record is from RefSeq and is a predicted model, not a curated record. Bases 104 to 862 code for a protein of 252 amino acids. Lineage: Eukaryota; Viridiplantae; Streptophyta; Magnoliopsida; Solanales; Solanaceae.
UUCGAGUCAAUCGGCCUCGAGUGGAUUAUAAUUUUCGUCCGUCAAACAUUUUCUACUAGAGAAACCUUUACCUACCAUUUCUUCUCUGUCCUUAUCAGUGCCCAUGGCAUCUAACAGAUCAGAUAGCCUCAUAAAAUUAGCUGAAAGGCUUCGUCAUUAUAGUCCCUCCUCUAAUCCUAGCUCCAACAAUAAUAUUAAUAUUCAGAUUCACAAUCAAAUUCCAAUAAUUCAAAAAGAUGGGAUAGACCAAAUAGGUAAUAACAAUUAUAGUAGUAAUAAUUCAAGAAGAUCAAUAUCAAACAGGGCUGCAGUAUUGGUAUGUUUAUUUGAGGAUCAACAAGGCCAUCUUCGUGUUAUCCUCACUAAAAGAGCUUCCACACUUUCUUCACAUUCUGGUGAAGUUUCUUUGCCUGGUGGGAAAGUAGAAGAAGGUGAUGCCAAUGACAUUGAGACAGCAUUGAGGGAGGCUGAGGAGGAGAUUGGAUUAGACCGUUCACUAGUAGAUGUUGUCACUGUUCUUGAAUCCUUUACCGGCAGGAAAGGCAUUACGGUGAUUCCUGUUGUGGGCAUACUUUGGGACCGGAACACAUUCAACCCGAAAAUAAAUACUGCAGAAGUGGCAGCAAUAUUUGAUGCACCUCUGGAGAUGUUUCUUAAGGAUGAGAAUCGACGAGAGAAAGAGCUUGAAUACAUGGGAGAAAAAUGUGUACUCCAUUUCUUUGAUCAUGAAACCGAGAAUGGAAAGUAUAUAAUAUGGGCUCUUACUGCUGCCAUUUUGAUUAAAGCUGCAUCGACUGUGUACCAACGCCCCCCUGGUUUUCAAGAACGGAGGCUUAGCUUUUGGAGCAGAAGUCGCCAAUGAAAGAUGUUAUUGCCAAAUCUCUCGCGAGAUUUUUGAGCUUUGAACAUUGAACAUAGGGAUAGUUCCUUCAAAAUGAAUACAGAUAUGUGUCUUCAUAUGUAUCCUAGUAUUGCCAUUGAUUUCAGUGUAACAGAUCUUAGUUUAGUAGCAUGGUUGGUAGUGAAAGUGUAAUGUGUUAUUACUUGGUUCAAUAUUUUUGUAUAAAAUAUAUUACUACUUGGUUCAACAUUUUUGUAUAAGUUAUAUAAGUUGUUGAAAUAAUAUUGUAGAAGCUGUUGGGUGAUAA